AUGCCGAUGGCCAAAAACAUUGUCGUCAUCGCAGGAUCUCCAACAAAGGAGCGCCUGGAUUGCAAGCAGUGGGACGCCUCUUUGAGAUUUGCCUUCGCAUCCUUGGGCGACUUGGGAGUGGAGGCAGUGGCCGCCAGCCUGGGCUCCAACAUCGCCAAGCUCGACCUCUCGGCGAACUGCUUCGACUGCAAGGGGAUGCAGGCGAUUAUCAGCUUCGUGCGCCGCGCCUCACGGCUCACGGACGUGAACCUCUCGGGGAACAAGCUCAUGGACGCAGCUGUGUCCCAGCUCUGCCUACACCUCCAGUUGCACUGCCCCUUCCUGGACCGCCUGAGCUUGGCGGACGUGCAGAUGGGCCGAGCCGCGAGCGGACAAGCGCUGGGGAGCCUCGUGGGCAUGCGGAAGCUGCGCUUUCUGGACGUCAGCUUCAACACGCUCCACGGGCAAGGGGCGGUGGAACUCCUCAAGAGCCUGGCCUCUUCCAGGUUACGGUGCCUGGACGUGAGCUGGAACUGCCUGGGCAAGGGCUCUCAGAGCAAGGCGGUUGCGGAGGAAUUGUCUUCCGUCUUCCAGCGACUGGAAACCUUGCAGCAUCUGGACCUAUCCUUCAACAACUUCCAGCCGCAGGAGGUGGGAAUUCUGGCGCAAGGCCUGGCCACAAAUCGCACUCUUUGGGGCCUGCACAUGGACGGCAGCGGCACGUUGGACGCCGACGGCUUCCUCUCCGCCUUCCGCGGCCUGCCCGAGCCGGCGAGUGAGCCUAGGCCGAAGACUUCGCGGAACAAGAAGGCCAAGGCCAAGGGGAAGCAGCCGAAGAAGGAGGAGGAGCAUCCAGGCCAGCUCUCGCCCCAGGAGCUUGAGGCGCGGCUGCAAGCGCUGCAGUGGCAGAUCCGGCUGCAGGAUAUGGCGCAGGAGUACCAGCAAAAGGCGGAGCUGGAGGAACGGAAGCAGGUGGAGGAGCAGCGCAAACAAAGGCAGCAGCUGCUGCUCCUGGACGAGUCGGACAGCAGGAUGCCGGUCUCAUUGCCAGAGCUCAUCCGGAGGCUGAAGCCUGGCGACCCCCUGAGCCCCAGGAGUCAGGGGGAGAUGUUGCACUCUCUUGCGCUGGAGGUGAAGCCGGAGCUGACGGCGUUGCUGAGGGACCGGGCCAAGACCCGGAACCUGCACCUGCACACCAAGGAGAACAUCCUCAAUAGCAACUGUUGGAUCUGCGGUGAAUGGGUCGAGGUCCUAUUUGAGCUCGCGCCCGGCGAUUUCCCCGAAAAACCGGCAGAGGAGGAUCCGGUCUGCAUCCUGAUGUGCUUGGACAACUUCUCCCGGCCCACGCCGCUCACGGCCCAGUCGGACGGGGUCUACCGGGGCUCGCGGUUCCUCCCGCCCUGCGAGCGCUGCUUCCUGGCGCUGCGGGUGGGCCAGACGCUGGGCGUGCACCCGCGCUUGCCAGUGCGCAGCUUGCAAAGGCCGCUGCUGUUGCCGCUCCAGGGGACCCAGCGCGAGCUGGCGGAGGUGAACGUGCUCCGUGUCGGCGCCCUCGCGGAGGCGCCGAUGCCCGGCUGCCGGCUGCUGCGCACCGCCGCGGAGGCGGCGUCCUUCUCCACGAGCUCGAAGCUGGCGUCGGCGCACCCCAGGCAGCGCAUCGACAUGUGA
This is a messenger RNA of Effrenium voratum, 1647 nucleotides long. NCBI's taxonomy places the organism in Eukaryota, Dinophyceae, Suessiales, Symbiodiniaceae. The record is from the annotation of a GenBank genome assembly.